Cryptomeria japonica (Japanese cedar) is the source of this 643-nucleotide messenger RNA. RefSeq lists its product as uncharacterized. Lineage: Eukaryota; Viridiplantae; Streptophyta; Pinopsida; Cupressales; Cupressaceae. Bases 28 to 342 code for a protein of 104 amino acids. The record is from RefSeq and is a predicted model, not a curated record. The transcript is spliced from 2 exons.
AGCAUUUCGGUGCUUUUCCUAACGAAAAUGUCAUUAGACAGAAAAUAUGAGCAUUUCUUUGCCGUGAUGGUGGGAAUGGCCAUGCUCGUGGCUGCUGGAACUAGCGUUGCCGCUGAGGGAGACACAGACAGAUCGAUAUCUCUGGACCCUUUGACACAGGCUACUGCUGAGACGGCAAGGACAAUUGAAACGAAAUCUGGGUCGCAUGAAAUUGUUCCAGUUCGUUCUAGUCGCACGGAGGUAUAUGAAAAGGCAGAUAAGAAGGACGAAAUCAUCUUCGUCUUACUUUUGAUCAUUCUCCAUUUUCUAAUCGUUCUCUUAUCAAUCGUGUUUCGCUAUUAGCUUAGCGUUUUAUUUAGCAGCACUUUGAGAAUCAAAUCUCGAGAUAUUUUUCUAUUUGAUAAAUAUCCCGGAUAAGACUUUUCCCGCUAUUUUGGAGCAGCCGAUAUGUCCGACUCCUGUACAUUUUGCAACAAUCCAUUGCCUUCACAACUUUCUGCAGAAUAGCUAAGUUUGCUACAGAUUCUGGUUUUCUUAUUUUCUCUGAACAAAAUUUUAUCAUGAUUGAAGUUAUCAAGGGGUAAUCUAAAAAAUGCGAUUUAAUAUUUAGAGCCGUUUUCUAUCAAAGGACAAUUAUAAUUGU